UAGUGUUAUUGGAAGAUAGAACCUUGGCGCGUUUCAAGGCGGAAGGUCACAUGUCCUCCUGCUCGGAUGAGUUUGUUGAUGCCCAGGAUUUCUCCCCAAGUUCAUCGCCAAAAUCCUCUGCAGAUUUUAAAGAGCCUGAAAAUUUUAACACAUCCUUCGAGCAUGAUGAAGCCAAAGAUAAAUCAAUCGAAGAUAAGAAAUUAGAAGAAUCACUAAGCGUCCAGGAGAUUGAGGAACGAAGAGAUAUUGCAGUAGCCACAAAAGAUGAAGGAAAUUUGCUCUUCAAGUCCGGUUUUUUUGGUGAGGCUUUGACGAAAUACACGGAAGCUCUUGAACUUUGCCCUUUAAAAUGUUGCGUUGAACGCUCCGUGAUUUUUGCCAAUAGAGCUGCAUGUCAUAUAAAGUUGGAUUCUCCCGAAGCAGCAAUCUUGGACUGCAACGAAUCAUUGAAUUUACAACCGGACUACGCGAAAUGCCUGGAGCGACGUGCUACUUUGUUUGAAAGUAAGGACAGACUGUCAGAUGCACUCGAAGAUUAUAAAAAAAUUUUGCAGUUAGACCCAAGUAACCAAAAAGCUCGUCAUGCAUGUUCUACUCUGCCGGAGCGUAUUCAAAUUCAGAAUGAAAAAAUGAAGGAGGAAAUGUUAGGUCAGUUAAAGCAAUUAGGUAAUCUGAUCCUAAAACCCUUUGGUCUCUCAACGGACAAUUUCAAAGUACAGAAGAAUCCUGAAUCAGAAGGUUAUUCCAUAAAUUUUGUUCAAAAUGCUGCCACCUCAUCUCAGUGAACACAUGUAAAAAAUUACUUACAUGGUUUUAUUUGUUCCUAAUCAGUAUAGUUCGCCUUUUCACAUGACUAAUACAAUAACAAUUGUUAUGUUUUGUUCCUGUAUCAUUUGUUUUUUACCUAUUGAUUUGAAUUCUUGAAAUUAAUUUCUUGGGUGUAUUAAUUAGAGUUAAUCUACGUUUGUUUUUGGACAAUAUACAGAUUUCAAGAAUGCAUAUGUGUCUUUCAUUUAUGUAUCGAUGUGUGUUUUGUGCUUAGAUUUUAUUCCCCUGUUCAUCAAAUUAGCCUUCUCUUUUAUGGAACUAAUUUGGCGGAAAUUUUCAUUACAUACAACAU
This is a messenger RNA of Schistosoma turkestanicum, 1120 nucleotides long. The record is from the annotation of a GenBank genome assembly. NCBI's taxonomy places the organism in Eukaryota, Metazoa, Platyhelminthes, Trematoda, Strigeidida, Schistosomatidae.